Armigeres subalbatus is the source of this 1075-nucleotide messenger RNA. RefSeq lists its product as uncharacterized. Gene Ontology annotation, molecular function: DNA binding; structural constituent of chromatin; protein heterodimerization activity. Lineage: Eukaryota; Metazoa; Arthropoda; Insecta; Diptera; Culicidae. The transcript is spliced from 3 exons. Bases 32 to 1042 code for a protein of 336 amino acids. The record is from RefSeq and is a predicted model, not a curated record. Gene Ontology annotation, biological process: nucleosome assembly. Gene Ontology annotation, cellular component: nucleosome.
CCGUAUUCGAGCACAGUACCAUACAGCAACCAUGACUGGACGUGGCAAGGGAGGCAAAGGACUCGGAAAAGGAGGCGCCAAGCGGCAUCGCAAGGUUCUGCGUGAUAACAUCCAGGGUAUCACCAAGCCCGCCAUUCGUCGUCUGGCUCGACGUGGUGGUGUCAAGCGUAUCUCCGGUCUCAUCUAUGAGGAAACCCGCGGCGUGCUGAAGGUGUUCCUGGAAAAUGUGAUCCGUGAUGCUGUCACCUACACCGAACAUGCCAAGCGCAAGACCGUUACCGCUAUGGAUGUCGUCUACGCUCUGAAGCGGCAGGGACGCACUCUCUACGGUUUCGGAGGAGGCAAAGUCAAGGGAAAGGCAAAGUCCCGUUCCAACCGCGCUGGACUGCAGUUCCCGGUCGGUCGUAUUCACCGUCUGCUCAGGAAGGGUAACUAUGCCGAGCGUGUGGGUGCUGGUGCACCAGUCUAUUUGGCCGCCGUGAUGGAAUACCUGGCUGCUGAAGUACUCGAGUUGGCAGGAAACGCCGCUCGUGACAACAAAAAGACCAGAAUCAUUCCCCGCCAUCUGCAGCUGGCCAUCCGCAACGACGAAGAGUUGAACAAACUGCUGUCCGGUGUCACCAUCGCCCAGGGUGGUGUGCUGCCAAACAUCCAGGCUGUUCUGCUGCCCAAGAAGACCGAAAAGAAGUUUUGUUUCAACCGUAUUCGAGCACAGUACCAUACAGCAACCAUGACUGGACGUGGCAAGGGAGGCAAAGGACUCGGAAAAGGAGGCGCCAAGCGGCAUCGCAAGGUUCUGCGUGAUAACAUCCAGGGUAUCACCAAGCCCGCCAUUCGUCGUCUGGCUCGACGUGGUGGUGUCAAGCGUAUCUCCGGUCUCAUCUAUGAGGAAACCCGCGGCGUGCUGAAGGUGUUCCUGGAAAAUGUGAUCCGUGAUGCUGUCACGUACACCGAACAUGCCAAGCGCAAGACCGUUACCGCUAUGGAUGUCGUCUACGCUCUGAAGCGGCAGGGACGCACUCUCUACGGUUUCGGAGGUUAAAUUGCACUCCAAUAUUUCCCCUCAAAACGGCCC